Molecule: messenger RNA, 1238 nt
Organism: Raphanus sativus (radish)
Lineage: Eukaryota; Viridiplantae; Streptophyta; Magnoliopsida; Brassicales; Brassicaceae
Product: peroxidase E5
Exons: 4
Coding region: 66-1118 (350 amino acids)
Biological process (GO): response to oxidative stress; hydrogen peroxide catabolic process
Molecular function (GO): heme binding; peroxidase activity
Source: RefSeq, a predicted model, not a curated record
AUUCUCCUUCUACGCUAGGCUAAUUCACCAUCACCCACACACACAACUCAAAUCAGCUUAGGAAAAUGAGGUUUUCUCCUUCGUUUUCUUGCAUCAUGGGAGCCCUAGUAUUGGGUUGCCUUCUCCUUCAAGCAUCAAACUCUAACGCUCAACCACUAAGUCCUGAUUUCUAUUCCAGAACAUGCCCGCGUGUGUUCGAUAUCAUUAGGAGGACCAUCGUUGCUGAAUUACGAUCCGAUCCUCGUAUUGCCGCUAGCAUCCUUCGUCUUCACUUCCAUGACUGUUUUGUUAAUGGUUGUGAUGCAUCGAUCCUGCUGGACAGUUCCACAUCUUUCAGGACCGAGAAAGAUGCUGCUCCAAACGCUAAUUCGGCUAGAGGGUUUGACGUCAUAGAUAGAAUGAAAGCCGAGAUUGAGAUAGCGUGCCCAAGAACAGUUUCUUGUGCAGAUGUUCUUACCAUCGCUUCUCAAAUAUCAGUGAUUUUGUCAGGAGGUCCAGGGUGGCAGGUUCCAUUGGGAAGGAGAGACAGCUUACGAGCUUUCUUCGAUCUGGCUAAUACAGCUCUUCCUUCUCCAUUUUUCACACUUGCUCAACUUAAUGCAAGUUUUGCUGCGGUUGGUCUAAACCGCCCCUCCGAUCUAGUCGCUCUUUCUGGUGGUCACACAUUUGGAAAAGCACAAUGUCAAUUUGUGACACCUCGUCUCUACAACUUCAAUGGUACCAAUAGACCUGACCCUAGUCUCAACCCAACUUACCUCACCCAACUCCGUGGAUUGUGCCCUCAAAACGGAAUCGGCACUGUUUUGGUCAACUUCGACCCUGUGACUCCAGGUGGUUUCGAUAAUCAGUACUACACCAAUCUUCGUAACGGGAGAGGACUGAUUCAGAGCGAUCAAGAACUGUUUUCAACCCCACGAGCAUUUACGAUUCCACUAGUGGAGCAAUACAGCAACAACAGGCUCGUGUUCUUUCAAGCAUUCGCCGAAGCAAUGAUUCGGAUGGGAAAUCUCAAACCUUUGACUGGAACUCAAGGCGAGAUAAGACGGAAUUGUAGGGUUGUAAACUCAAGGAUCAGGAGUGUGGAGAAUGAGGAUGAUGGUGUUGUGAGUUCGAUUUGAUCAUGCUGGGGAUAUGAAUAUGUAAGAAAAUAUAAAAAUGAGUGGGGAACAAUAUAUGUAUUUCGACUAAAUAAAUGUUCACACUAGUUAUGAGAUUACUAUGAUAUCUGGUCUUAAAAA